Molecule: messenger RNA, 2358 nt
Organism: Dendrobium catenatum
Lineage: Eukaryota; Viridiplantae; Streptophyta; Magnoliopsida; Asparagales; Orchidaceae
Product: glycoprotein 3-alpha-L-fucosyltransferase A-like
Exons: 8
Coding region: 709-2175 (488 amino acids)
Cellular component (GO): membrane
Molecular function (GO): fucosyltransferase activity
Source: RefSeq, a predicted model, not a curated record
CUUGCAGUUUUUGCUACUCUUAUAAUGAAUUUGUCUUUUUUGAAUGUUCUUACUCUUUUUCUAUUCUGACCGCUCUUAUUCCUGGAACGCAAGGCUUUCUCCUUAGGUCUUCAGUUUUGCAUCUUUUUGAGUGGUUGAAUGGUGAACAUAAAAGCUCUCAUUCGGUUAAAAAUUUCUAUAAGUUGAUGAUGUGCUGUGUUAUUUAUCACAUUUGGAUAGAGAGAUACAAUAGGAGAUUUGGGGACAAUAUUCAAAGAAAUUUUUCAUUAUUGAUUUGUAUUAAAAGAGUGGUGUAUGAGAAGGUUUCAAAGUGGAAGAACUCCUUCAAUUUGCUGGAAAAAUUAUAAGUUGGCAGGGGUCCCUAUAUUGCCAAGAGAUAUUUGUCCCUUGGUUUAGCCUGCAGAUUUUGUCGGUCUGGACAAUGAUGAUGAUCCAAUUGCAGGUCCCUUGAUGGCCUUAGGGCAACCAAGAAUUCUGACCGUUCUGAUCUAUCUGUUGGAAUUUUUCCUUUUUGUGCUGUUUUUGAGCUUGGCUGAGCUUUGGCCUAUUUUGGUUGGCCAGUUUUUGGCGUUAUUUCUUUGACCAUGGAAGGCCGGUGGUCGUCUUCUUCCGAAGGAAGAGCUCCUUUAUAACCUAAUAUAGUAGUAUGUACAAGCCGCGCAAAGAGAGAGAAAGAAAGAGCAAGUGCCACGCAAGAAGAAUUAAUUGAUGGGAGUUCCAUCUUCUCAAAGACAGCGGAAGAGAUGGUCGAGUCUGGUUCCCAUCUUCGCUGCUAUUAUGUUGGUGGCCGAAAUCGCUUUUCUCAGCCGAAUGGACAUGGCGAAGAGCUCCGAUUUUGUACAACAUUGGACUACCUCCUUCUACUUGCCUUAUUUCUCCAAUGCGGAUGACCUUCCUCUCCCGUUCCCAGAGUUCAAUCCACUUGAUUCUGAGCAGCGACGGUGCGAGGAGCGGCUUAAGAGGGAGGACGAUAUACCUUACUCCCGCGAUUUCACCAAAGAUCCGGUAUUUAUUUCCGGCGUCGAGGAGGACUGGAGCUCAUGCUCGGUGGGCUGUAAAUUUGGAGUUGCAGCUGAUAAUAAACCCGAUGCUGCACUUGGGUUGCCUCGAGAUCCAAAUAUAGCUGCUGUAUUGCGCUCAAUGGAAUCAUCUCACUACUAUGCUGAGAAUAACAUUGACCAUGCACGACGGAAAGGGUUUAGCAUCAUAAUGACAACCAGCCUAUCAUCUGAUGUACCUGUUGGCUAUUUUUCUUGGGCUGAGUAUGACAUCAUGGCACCGACACGACCCAAGACUGAAGAUCCCAUUGCUGCUGCGUUUAUUUCAAAUUGUGGGGCACGAAAUUUCCGUCUGCAAGCGCUUAGUAUGCUUGAAAAGAUGGAUGUCAAGAUAGGUUCAUAUGGCAGCUGUCACCAAAACCUUGCUGGUAAUGUGAACAAAGUAGAAACCUUAAGGAGAUACAAAUUCAGUUUGGCUUUUGAGAAUUCUAAUGAGGAGGAUUACGUUACAGAGAAAUUCUUCCAGUCUCUUGUUGCAGGGGCUGUCCCAGUGGUUAUUGGUGCCCCGAAUAUUCAAGAUUUUGCUCCCUCUGAUGAUUCUAUAUUGCACAUUAAAUCUCUUGAUGACGUUCCAUUUAUUGCUCAGAAAAUGAAAUAUCUUGCAUCAAAUCCUGAAGCAUUUAACCACUCACUGAGAUGGAAGUAUGAGGGUCCAUCAGACUCUUUUAAGGCUCUAGUAGACAUGGCAGCCGUGCAUUCAUCUUGUAGGCUUUGCAUCCAUAUUGCAACUAUGAUCUACCAAAAAGAGGAAAGCAAUCCCCAGUUCAGAAACCGUUCAUGCAAGUGCCAAAGCAGCAAAGGAACUGUAUAUCAUUUGUAUGUAAGAGAGAGAGGGCGUUUUAAGAUGGAAAGUAUCUUCCUCAGAUCUGACAAGCUAUCUCUUGAAGAACUGGAAGCUGCAGUGCUUCAGAAAUUUCAGUCUCUGAAUCACACUCCCAUAUGGAAGAAAGAACGACCGGAAAGUAUAAGGGGUAAUGGAUACAAAAUAUAUAGAAUAUACCCAGUUGGCAUGACGCAAAGGCAAGCACUGUAUUCUUUUAGAUUUAAAGAUAAUGCUGAGCUUGUAAAAUAUAUAGAAAGCACUCCCUGUGCAGAGCUUGAAGCUAUUUUUGUUUAGCCAUUAGGAAUGCAUUCACUGCCUUGGUCAAGUUGUAUCAUUUCAUAGGUUUCUUGUUGUCUAUUCAUUUGAUAAAUAUUCUCAGCUUUUAUUAGCCAUAAUGUGGCAACCUUCAUGCGUGUAAAUUUAUCUACAGGCAGUUUAUUGGGCUAUACAGCUUAAUUUAUGCAGAACUUUUCAUUA